CAAAAGCAAAUGCACAAGGACAGGUCGCAGAACGGACAUGAUCCAUGGACGAGCCAUCUUCACGUCAUGAUAACUCCACUCGUCCAAACCCGCUUCUGUGGCUUCUCUUGAGGGUUCAUGCUUUGGCACACCUCUGGCUUCGUUUACCUAAGAAGGUAGCUGGAUUAUGUACGAGAUGUUUGUUGUUGCUGGAGCAGCUUUGCGGCACAGGCGCAAACCUAUUUCAACUCGUCAUUCUUGCAACACAACACUGGGUCUUCAGCAUCCUAUCCCUCGCCUCGUCUGUUUCAUAGCGCAACUGCAUCUCGACUGCCUCUGCCACUAUGAACAGCCAACUCUCUUUCCUCUUUGUGCUUCUUAGCCUGCUUCCCUUCAUCUCAGGCCUUCCUCAGGUUGCACAUCCCUCUUCCGCCACCCCGCAGCCUUUCACUCCUAUCAAUCCUUUCGACAUUGGCCCUCACCUUGCCCCGCCGACCUUUCCGAAAACAGCUGUAACAAGCACGCACAAGACAUCCGUUACUCAGACGCACACGACCACCGCUACCGCCGGACCGGCAACUUUCACGCCGCUGCAGCCCCCGCCUUUCGUUUCCGCGUCGAACAGCACUUUGAAGAGCACUGCCCACUCAUCCAAAUCUACGGACUCCGUCAUUGCGACCCUGUUGGCACCGAGCGCGGCCGCCCGUAGGGCGCUCGACCGGCAUAUCGUGCCAUCCAAGUCCUCGUCCACGACACGCAUCCGUACGGUAGGCAACGUGCCGCUGGCCACCUCAGUGCAUUCCUCGGGCAAGCCCACGCAGCCCCAGCCGUUCACCUCUGUUAUCCAAUCCAGCACACUGAAGGGCGUGAAGGGCACCGUUCAUACGGCCCGCGCUUUUUAGAAAUAGUGUUGUCAUUUUCCAACGU
Molecule: messenger RNA, 906 nt
Organism: Dacryopinax primogenitus
Lineage: Eukaryota; Fungi; Basidiomycota; Dacrymycetes; Dacrymycetales; Dacrymycetaceae
Exons: 1
Coding region: 324-881 (185 amino acids)
Source: RefSeq, a predicted model, not a curated record